Haliotis rufescens (red abalone) is the source of this 2479-nucleotide messenger RNA. RefSeq lists its product as uncharacterized. NCBI's taxonomy places the organism in Eukaryota, Metazoa, Mollusca, Gastropoda, Lepetellida, Haliotidae. The transcript is spliced from 3 exons. The record is from RefSeq and is a predicted model, not a curated record. The coding region runs from base 81 to 422 and encodes 113 amino acids.
GUACAUGCGCAGUUCUGCACAAAGCUACAGAGCUUUGGGAACUAUUUCGUGCAGUGCGAGAUAAAUCUCAGAAACAGGAAAUGUCUGGUAAUGAAGAUGGCGGUGUGGGGUCGAAGGAUGUGACUGUCACCCAGAUUGGGUCGAAUGUGGUCCGAAUACAGAAACCAGAGAUGAAGGACAUCAACAUCAACAACAACAACAACAACAACAACAUCAACAUCAACAUCACCUUGAACGUCCAGCAGUCAGAUCAGAAGCACGCCCAGAUUUCUAGGGCAAUACGCACCGUCAUUGGCAACUUGCUUCCGAGAGCGAAGAUAAAAUCCAGCUGCAGAGGGAAGCGGUUGAAACGCUAUUCAAGGUCAACAUCAGAAGGAAAGAAAUUCCACAUGACUCUAAGAAGCCACGGUAGAGGUCCAUAGGAGGUCCACAAGCAGCUUUUCGGGUGGAGGGUGGUGUCUUAAGAUAGCUAUACUGAACAAAGACACUUUAUAUCCUUGAUCAGUAUAUGUUCGGAAACAGGCAAGAACUUGCACCAAGUAUGUGCAGCUUAGGUCGAGAAAGCAAACCAAAGGCUCGUCUGUGCCUAAAGAUAGCUAUACUGAACAAAGACAUUAUAUAUCCUUGAUCAGUAUAUGUUCGGAAACAGGCAAGAACUUACACCAAAUAUAUGCAGCUUAGGUCGAGAAGGUAACCCAUUGAAGAGUAUCAGAAUUUCUCCACGAGGUUUAAAAAUACCUUAGACUGGAAAGCAAACCAAAGGCUCGUCUGUGCCAAAAGAUAGCUAUACUGAACAAAGACACUAUAUAUCCUUGAUCAGUAUAUGUUCGGAAACAGGCAAGAACUUGCACCAAGUAUGUGCAGCUUAGGUCGAGAAAGCAAACCAAAGGCUCGUCUGUGCCUAAAGAUAGCUAUACUGAACAAAGACAUUAUAUAUCCUUGAUCAGUAUAUGUUCGGAAACAGGCAAGAACUUACACCAAAUAUAUGCAGCUUAGGUCGAGAAGGUAACCCAUUGAAGAGUAUCAGAAUUUCUCCACGAGGUUUAAAAAUACCUUAGACUGGAAAGCAAACCAAAGGCUCGUCUGUGCCAAAAGAUAGCUAUACUGAACAAAGACACUAUAUAUCCUUGAUCAGCAUAUGUUCGGAAACAGGCAAGAACUUGCACCAAGGAUAUCCAGCUUAGGUCGAGAAGGUAACCCAUUGAAGAGUAUCAGAAUUUCUCCACGAGGUUUAAAAAUACCUUAGACUGGAAAGCAAACCAAAGGCUCGUCUGUGCCAAAAGAUAGCUAUACUGAACAAAGACACUAUAUAUCCUUGAUCCGUAUAUGUUCGGAAACAGGCAAGAACAUGCACCAAGAAUGCGCAGCUUAGGUCGAGAAAGCAAACCGAAGGCUCGUCUGUGCCUAAUGAUAACUAUACUGAACAAAGACACUAUAUAUCCUUGAUCAGUAUAUGUUCGGAAACAGGCAAGAACAUGCACCAAGAAUGCGCAGCUUAGGUCGAGAAAGCAAACCAAAGGCUCGUCUGUGCCUAAUGAUAACUAUACUGAACAAAGACAUUAUAUAUCCUUGAUCAGUAUAUGUUCGGAAACAGGCAAGAACAUGCACCAAGUAAAUGCAGCUUAGGUCGAGAAGGUAACCCAUUGAAGAGUAUCAGAAUUUCUCCACGAGGUUUAAAAAUACCUUAGACUGGAAAGCAAACCAAAGGCUCGUCUGUGCCAAAAGAUAGCUAUACUGAACAAAGACAUUAUAUAUCCUUGAUCAGUAUAUGUUCGGAAACAGGCAAGAACUUGCACCAAAUAUAUGCAGCUUAGGUCGAGAAGGUAACCCAUUGAAGAGAAUCAGAAUUUCUCCACGAGGUUUAAAAACGCCUUAGACUGGAAAGCAAACCAAAGGCUCGUUUGUGCCUAAAGAUAGCUGUACUGAACAAAGACACCUUAUUUCCUUGAUCAGUAUAUGUUUGAAAGCAGACCAAAAAUAAAAACAAUAAAAAAAGCAACCAAAGAAAAAGCAACAAAAAAAACUAAGAAUUUCUCCACGAGUUUUAAAAACGUUUUAAAUCAGUAUAUGUCUGAAAACAGACAAAAAAUAAAAACAAAAAACAAAAUAAAACAAAUGGAAAAUAAGAAAAACAACAAAAGAAAAAGCAAUACAAAAAAGCAACAAAAGAGGCAUUCAAAAAAGCAAUGUUCUGCUUUUCAUUAUGUCCCAAUAUUAAGCAACUUACUUCAAUGUACAUGUAGUGUUAUUUUCACUUAGUAAUAUUUCCAAACAUUGCUGAAAACAUUUGUUAUAAUUCUCAAAAGUAUCAAACGCCAAAUAAUCUCAUAGUAACCAAUUGUUUGAUUGCUGUUUGAUUACAUGUAAAAAAAAUUUCACACUGACAACGAUAAAUUUGUUCCAUGUUUUGCCUCCUUUGUUUGCUUGAUGGAGAUGCAUUAUUCGGAAGUGAUACGGAAAUAAAAUUCAAGAACAAAGA